This is a messenger RNA of Andrographis paniculata, 2747 nucleotides long. RefSeq names its product vacuolar protein sorting-associated protein 35B-like. The transcript is spliced from 22 exons. The record is from RefSeq and is a predicted model, not a curated record. Gene Ontology annotation, cellular component: retromer, cargo-selective complex; late endosome; retromer complex. Gene Ontology annotation, biological process: intracellular protein transport; retrograde transport, endosome to Golgi. NCBI's taxonomy places the organism in Eukaryota, Viridiplantae, Streptophyta, Magnoliopsida, Lamiales, Acanthaceae. Bases 103 to 2478 code for a protein of 791 amino acids.
UGGAUCGUCGAUGUUGGCAUCGCUCUCGAGGCUCCACUGAAAUUCAUUGAGUUGGCUUUAGGGGGAGUGGGAGAGAGAGAGGGAAGGGAGGAAGACGGGGAGAUGAUGAUAUCCAACGGAAUCGAGGACGAGGAGAAAUGGCUUGCCGAAGGCAUCGCAGGAAUCCAGCAUAAUGCAUUCUACUUGCAUCGCGCUCUGGACUCGAAUAAUCUUCGAGAGGCGCUCAAGUACUCCGCGCAAUUGUUGUCUGAACUUCGUACUUCGAAACUGUCGCCUCACAAAUACUAUGAGCUCUAUAUGCGUGCCUUUGAUGAAUUGAGGAGGUUGGAGAUGUUCUUCAAGGAUGAGGAUCGGCACGGUUGUUCAGUGGUUGACCUAUAUGAACUGGUUCAGCAUGCUGGGAACGUCCUGCCUAGAUUGUAUCUUCUUUGCACGGUCGGAUCUGUUUAUAUAAAGUUGAAGGAAGCUCCUGCUAAGGAUGUUCUCAAAGACCUUGUUGAAAUGUGUCGUUCUGUUCAACAUCCAGUUCGUGGGCUCUUUUUGAGGAGUUACCUUGCUCAAAUUAGUAGAGAUAAGUUGCCGGACAUUGGCUCAGAGUAUGAAGGGGAAGGUGACACUGUAGUGGAUGCCGUUGAAUUUGUGCUACAAAAUUUCACAGAGAUGAAUAAACUUUGGGUACGGAUGCAGCACCAGGGACCCAUCAGGGAGAAGGAGAAACUUGACAAAGAAAGAAACGAACUGCGUGAUCUUGUCGGUAAAAAUCUACACGUCCUUGGUCAGAUAGAGGGUGUUGAUCUUGAAAUGUAUAAAGAUACUGUUCUUCCUAAAGUCUUGGAGCAGAUUGUCAAUUGUAAGGAUGAGCUUUCCCAGUAUUAUUUGAUGGACUGCAUAAUUCAGGUCUUUCCAGAUGAAUAUCACUUGCAGACCCUUGAGACACUAUUAGGUGCUUGCCCCCAAUUACAACCUACAGUUGACCUAAAAACCGUGUUGUCACAAUUGAUGGAGAGGUUGUCCAAUUAUGCUUCUUCAAGUCCUGAAUUGUUACCAGAAUUUUUACAAGUUGAAGCAUUUUCCAAGCUGAGCAAUGCUAUCAAAAAGGUCACUGAAGCCCAAGUUGACAUGCCUGUUGUUGGAGCUAUUAGUUUAUACGUUUCUCUUCUGACGUUCACCCUCCGUGUCCAUCCUGAUCGGCUGGAUUAUGUUGAUCUUGUGCUGGGAGCAUGUGUCAACAUAUUAUCAGGGAAACCAAAGCUUGAAGACAGUCGGGCAACAAAACAAGUUGUUGCUCUUCUAAGUGCUCCGUUAGAUAAAUAUGAUGAUAUAGUGACAGCUCUUACACUUUCAAAUUACCCCCGUGUAAUGGAUCACCUUGAUGCUGGAACAAAUAAAGUCAUGGCAAUGGUCAUCAUUCGAAGCAUUAUGAAAAGUAAAACUUGUGUUUCAACUUCUGACAAGGUAGAAGUAUUGUUUGAACUGAUAAAAGGCCUUAUAACAGAUUUGGAAGGAAUUUCCAUGGAUGAGCUUGAUGAAGAGGAUUUCAAUGAGGAACAGACUUCUGUGGCUUGCCUCAUGCACAUACUAUAUAAUGAUGACCCAGAAGAAAUGCUAAAGAUUAUACAUACGGUAUGGAAACACGUAAUGGCUGGAGGUCCAAAGCGCCUACCUUUCACAGUUCCCCCAAUCGUUUUUUCUGCACUCAAGUUGGUUAGGAGAUUGCAAGGCCAAGAUGGAGAUGUGACUGGAGAAGAAGUUCCAGCUACCCCAAAGAAAAUAUUUCAACUUCUGAAUCAGAUUAUUGAGGCUCUGUCAGCUGUUCCAUCACCUGAACUGGCAUUGAGGCUGUAUUUGCAAUGUGCAGAGGCCGCUAAUGACUGUGAUCUUGAACCAGUGGCUUAUGAGUUUUUCACACAAGCUUUCGUGCUAUAUGAGGAGGAAGUUGCAGAUUCUAAAGCCCAGGUGACAGCUAUACACCUAAUAAUCGGGACUCUGCAGAGAAUGAACAUCUUUGGGGUCGAGAAUAGAGAUACCUUGACUCAUAAAGCCACAGGGUACUCUGCCAAACUUCUAAAGAAGCCAGAUCAGUGCCGAGCAGUGUAUGCUUGCUCACAUCUUUUCUGGGUGGAUGAUCAAGAUGGCAUCAAAGAUGGAGAAAGGGUUCUACUUUGCCUAAAGCGUUCAUUAAGGAUUGCAAAUGCAGCUCAGCAGAUGGCAAACGUCACCCGGGGCAGCAGUGGUCCUGUCACACUCUUUGUCGAAAUACUCAACAAGUACCUUUAUUUUUUUGAGAAAGGAAAUCCUCAGGUAACUGCGUCAGCAAUCCAGGGUCUCAUAGAGUUGAUCAAAACUGAGAUGCAGAGUGACAAUGCAUCCACUAAUAUAACCUCGGACGCAUUCUUUACAAGCACUAUACGAUACAUUCAAUUCCAGAAACAAAAGGGUGGCGCCAUGGGUGAGAAAUACGAACCUAUUAAGUUAUGACAUGUUUUGCCGUGAUCGAUUUCACCCUUCUUUUUUAAUCGUGGGCUCGUGGAGAAUGAUUAGCCUUUGGACGGACUAACACCACGUUCCUUCUGAAUCUCCGGGAUACAGAAACUGCAGGAUUAGGCUGACCAAAAAACAAAAAACCAAUGACACCCUUGGAAUCAUUGAAGUUUGCCUAUGUAUCCAUGACUCCCGAACGACAUCUCGUCUCUGCAAUUAAUAUUUAUUGUUCCUAAACCUCCAUGGGAUAAUUUAGCCUUCGAUUA